This is a messenger RNA of Hyposmocoma kahamanoa, 1546 nucleotides long. Its product is annotated as cytochrome P450 4c3-like. NCBI's taxonomy places the organism in Eukaryota, Metazoa, Arthropoda, Insecta, Lepidoptera, Cosmopterigidae. The coding region runs from base 57 to 1457 and encodes 466 amino acids. The transcript is spliced from 10 exons. Gene Ontology annotation, molecular function: monooxygenase activity; heme binding; iron ion binding. The record is from RefSeq and is a predicted model, not a curated record.
UGAUAUUUAUUGCCUCUCUACCACUGGUGAUAUUGUUCUGGUGGUAUCACUGCCGCAUGGUGCUAUAUACUGGUCGUAUUCCUGGACCACUCAUUUGGCCACUUCUGGGAAACGCUGCCAUCUUCAUGAUUAGACCUGGAGAUCAACUGACCCUUGUAGAUGAAUUAAUGAAACGUUAUGGACAAUACGUGAGAUUAUGGUUGGGACAUGAAUUAAACAUCAUUGUCGGGAACCCAGCUGAUGUUAGGCGGUUGCUAACGAAUAACAAAGUUAAUAAAAAAGGACCCGCCUACAAAUAUAUGGAAACAUUUGUUGGCCCUGGAAUAUUGUCUGGAGGCCCUACCUGGCGACUUCACAGAAAGAUAGCCAACCUAUCGUACAACAAGAAAGCAAUUCAACAUUACUCUGUGGCGUCCAACAAAUACGCCAUUAGACUAGCUGAAGUAUUGGGCAACAAGGAACCUAAUGUUACUUUCAAUGUAUACCACGAUGUUGUCAAAUUUACUACAUUGAGCACUUGCGAUUCAAUAAUGGGUUUAUCCGAAGAUGAAAUCAAAAACGUAAGGGGGAUGAGUGCCGUCGUAGCAGAUACUCAAGAUAUCUACGACUUCGCAUAUUCGAAUAUGACAUUCUGGUGGUUACGUUUACCCUUAAUAUACUGGCUAAGUGGCAGAAAAUCGAAAGAGAAAUAUUAUAAAACAAACAUCGAUUUAAUGACUGCGGACAUAAUAUCGUUGAGAAAAAAUGCAAUAGAGAAAUAUGGUGUCGUUGAAGAAUCCAUGUGUGUGGUGGACAGGUACAUAAUGUCGGGUGAAUUGACUGACCAGGAAGUUAUGUGGGAGAUUAUAACGUUUUUUACAGCCAGUCAAGAAGCGACAGCUAAGAUAGCCUCCAUGGUGCUUUUGAUUUUUGCACACCAUCAGGACUGGCAAGAUAAAGUGUACAAAGAAAUUCAAGAUAUUCUUGGGUCAAACGCAGAUUACGUAUCAGACGAAGAUCUCAAGAAAAUGACGAAUUUAGACAUGGUUUACAAGGAAGCUGUCAGGUAUAUGCCUAUAGGAGCUUUGAUCCAGAGAUCCAUAGAAGAAGAAGUUACUGUAAAUGAUGGCGAGUACGUUCUACCAAAAGGAGCAUCCUUAUUAUUACCAAUCCACCUAAUACAUCGUGAUCCGCAGUACUGGCAUGAGCCGAAUAAGAUUAAACCAGAAAGGUUCUCGCCCGAAAACGCAAAAAACCGAGACCCCAAUGUAUUCUUGCCUUUUAGUUUGGGUGCUAUGGAUUGUAUCGGGCGAGUGUACGCUGAAUCUUUGGUAAAGCUGAUAGCUGUACAAGUCCUACGACGUGUGGAGUUGGAAGCAGAUGGAAACAUCGAAGACCUGCAAUUACAUGUCGCCAUAUCCGUCAGAUUUACUAAGGGCUAUAAUUUGAGGGUUCGACCCCGUACCAAGGGUGUGUGAGCUUUAAAAUGGCAAGAAAGUACGGGGUAUGAACUAUAGGUACAUUAUAAUAUCUAAUUGUAAUUAGUGAUUUAAAUAAAACUAAACUA